AUCGUAUAACAAUCGUAUCGUCUAUCCACAAUAGGUCACGUGACUAGUUAAUCAUAGUGACGUAGAUAAUUACCGGCAAUUACCGGUUUAAUUUGAAACUUUGUGACUCUGUGUCAUCAUUUUUUGCAUUAAUUUUAUUGAGUAAAAGGAAUUGCGUACCAAUUGUUUUCAACGUUUAUUACUUGUAUUCUACAGAAAUGGUUUAUGAUUACUUCGACAAAUAUACAUUUCUUUGUGAAAUGUAUGAUGAAGAUGCUGAUGAAAUCGUGGAAUUAGUUUUGAACUUCUUCCCAUUUGAUAAUUCUGUUCAAGUAAUUAAUACCAAAAAGGGUAAAAAUUUACUGCGACGGGUACAGUUGCCCACCCUGAGUCUGGACAUGUUACAAAUAGGAAACAUUGUCAAUAUAUUUUCAAAACUACUUCAUAUUGUAGACUGCGCUCCAGCUACCCGUCGAACUCUGUUUAAAAAUGUUCAAAGCACAUUUGCUCUCAUUAAGCCUGUGCCACCCAGUGAACACGGUAAAAUAAUAACAUACAUAAUGAAAAAAGGGUUUCGAAUAGUGCGCAUGAAAAAUGGGAAAAUAAGCAAAGACUUCGCUAUGGAACUUUAUAGAAGCAUAGCUGGAAACAGUAUGUUACCAAUAAUAAUCGAUUAUGUCACAACUGGCGAAGUAAUAGGCUUAGAACUGGUAGCUGCAAAUGCGGUAUCUAAGUGGCGCUCGUGCUUAGGAGCCACUGACCCAGCAGAAGCGGCUCCGGGAACUCUUCGGCAACUAUAUGGAGAAAAUAAACUAAGAAAUACAGCGCAUGGGUGCAAUACAUUGGAAGACGCCACAGAGAUGCUCGAACUAUUUUUUGGAUACGAUAAAGGACUACCAAGAAUUCCAUUUCGGGCUACAUUUAAAGAGUGCACAUGCUGUGUAAUCAAGCCUCAUGCAGUGAUCGAAGGCAAUGUUGGAGCAAUUCUAGAACAAAUAUCUACUUCUGGAAAGUUUUAUAUAUCUGCAAUGGCAAUGUUCUCGGUAAAAUUAGCCAACGCGGAAGAAUUUUACGAAAUAUAUAAGAACGUGCUGCCAGAAUACGAGUCAAUGUGCAUUCACCUCGCAGAGGGUAAAUGUAUUGCAUUAGAAGUUAAAUGUAUCGAUCCGAAACUUAACUGUGUUUGCGAGUUUAGAAAAUUGUGUGGUCCUAGAGAUCCGGAUUUGUGUCGUCAGCUCUAUCCGGACUCUAUUAGAGCACAAUAUGGUAAAACCAUUGUACACAACGCUGUCCACUGCACUGAUCUUCCAGAAGAUGGCGAGCUUGAAGUUGAAUAUUUUUUCAAAUUAUUGGCCAAUGAUUAA
Messenger RNA from Ostrinia nubilalis (European corn borer), 1343 nucleotides. RefSeq names its product nucleoside diphosphate kinase 7-like. The transcript has 7 exons. Bases 198 to 1343 code for a protein of 381 amino acids. The record is from RefSeq and is a predicted model, not a curated record. NCBI's taxonomy places the organism in Eukaryota, Metazoa, Arthropoda, Insecta, Lepidoptera, Crambidae. Gene Ontology annotation, cellular component: centrosome.